Messenger RNA from Ceratina calcarata, 1999 nucleotides. RefSeq names its product coatomer subunit epsilon (gene epsilonCOP). Gene Ontology annotation, cellular component: COPI vesicle coat. The record is from RefSeq and is a predicted model, not a curated record. Lineage: Eukaryota; Metazoa; Arthropoda; Insecta; Hymenoptera; Apidae. Gene Ontology annotation, molecular function: structural molecule activity; protein binding. Gene Ontology annotation, biological process: intra-Golgi vesicle-mediated transport; retrograde vesicle-mediated transport, Golgi to endoplasmic reticulum; endoplasmic reticulum to Golgi vesicle-mediated transport. The transcript is spliced from 3 exons. The coding region runs from base 372 to 1406 and encodes 344 amino acids.
AGUUGUAUACGUCACGUUGUACUAUAUACAUACGCCGUACGGCGUCCAAACCUGUCAAGAUUCUCAUCCAUCGCAACAGUUAACCUAACCGAUCCCGUGUACGAACGCAUACAGAAAGCACAACGGCAACAAUAUUCUCGAAACCGGUGUUUGAAUAACAGGUGGACUCGCGUAGAAAGAAAUUCUAUCGUCACUAAUAAAUAAUAAUAAUUUCUAUUUCGUUCCCUAAAAAUCGUCGCAUUCGUGUUUCGGUAGGAUAAAAAUUUAAAUCGUUACAUUUAGCGUGUGAAUUAUAAAACACAUAUUGCGACUGAACCUAGAAAGUAGAAUCAGUCCGAAAAUUGCACGGAUAACAAAGGUGAAGAAAAGAAAUGAAUGAAAAUAAAAUUGCGGAUACAUAUUUUCGUGUGAAAGGAAAUACUUCGGUAGUCGGUAAUGCAGUGGACGAUCUGCGAAGACCGGAACACGUAACUGAAUGGAACUACUACUACCGAAAUGACAAGAUGGCACGUCAGCAGCCAGUAGACUUCGACGAACUUUUCGACGUAAAAAAUCACUUUUACAUUGGCAAUUACCAGCAAUGCAUCAACGAGGCGCAAAAGAUCAAGUCGUCUUCGUCGAAGGUGGCGGUGGAACGGGACGUGUUCCUCUACCGUGCUUAUAUAGCGCAACGAAAGUUCCGCGUUGUGCUGGAUGAAAUAAACAAUUCGUCACCCCAUAGUUUGCAACCGUUGAAGAUGCUCGCUGAUUACUUCGCGAAUCCCGGCCGCAGGGACGCGAUAGUCUCGGAACUGAGACAAGCGACGAAACAUGCCAACAGCGAUAAUCACAACUUCCUGAUAGUCGCAGCGACCAUCUUCUAUCACGAGAAGAAUCUCGACCAAGCGCUCAGGAUGCUGCGCAACGUGGAUCACCUGGAAUGUUUGGCCUUGACCUUGCAGAUUUAUUUGAAAAUGGAUCGGUUGGAUCUCGCCAAGAAGGAGUUGCUGACGAUGCAGGAGAAGGAUGACGAUGCCACUCUUACUCAGCUGGCACAGGCGUGGUUGAACAUAAGCACCGGCGGUGAUAAGUUGCAAGAUGCUUAUUACAUAUUCCAGGACAUGAUAGACAAACAUUCCAGCACUAGUAUGUUGUUAAACGGGCAAGCCACUUGUUUCAUCGGACAAGCCAGGUACGAAGAGGCUGAAACGGUUUUACAAGAGUCGUUGGACAAAGAUAGUAACAACCCGGACACGCUGAUCAACAUGAUCGUUCUGUAUCAACACAUGGGAAAGCCGCCCGAGGUUACUAAUCGUUAUUUAAGUCAGUUGAAAGAUUCACAUCUGGAGCAUCCGUUUGUUAAAGAGUAUUUAGAGAAGGAAACAGAAUUUAAAAUUCUCAGGAAACAGUAUUCCACGUCCGCCUAAAACUGUACCGGGUGAUAGCGAUGUCGAUUAAAGUUUAACGAAAAUUAACUACCGAGAGCAACAUGUAACAAUACAGAUUGUAGAUUGAAACGAUGGAAAGAGAUCUUAGAAUGUUACUUGCAGGGUAUAACGCACUUCUACACGAACUCACCUUUUUAUUCAUCGUAAAACGAUGACGUGUCCAUUUCUUUUUGUACCAUUCAUUCCGUUCAGUGAUUUUAUAUCGACUAAGGAAAAUUCACUUUUGCAUGGAAUUUUUACGAUACCUACGACAUCAUUGGCAAAUAAAAGGAUAGCGGGUUCGAACCAUUUACAAUUUUUACACGUAUAACCGACAAAAUAUAAUAUAUAUACAAAAUGAAAUAACGAAUAAGGUAUCUACGUAAUCGCUUCGUAUUCGACUACUCUCUUUCUCUCUCUCUCUCUCUCUCUCUCUCUUAAUAAAAUAUUAUAUACGAUAAGUAAAAUAAUGUGGCUGCCAUUUUACAAUACGGUUACACGGAGAAAAAGUAUCGGAAAAUUUCGUUUCUGCAUGCGUUCUAACAUACAUUAGACCAAUGUAUGGUAUAUUUAAUAAAGUUCCAUCUCAUGUA